UGCCGCUACAGGCACCGCCUCGGCGUGGGGCGGGAUAACGCUGCGGCGCGGGUUUCGGAACGGGUGGGCCCGGCGGGCGCCAUGCGGACCCGCGCGGAGGUAGACGCGACGCUGCAGACGGCCAAGGUGAACCCGGCGGAGCUGUUGCCGGUCGUGCAUUGCCUCAGCUUCGGGCCGCAGGCGGCCGCCGGAGAGUGCUGCCUGCUGCAGCUGGAGCCGGGCCUCUGCGCAGAGAUCGAGGCGGGAUGCAGCCUAGUAAUCCGUGGUGAAAAGGAUGAGCAAGCAGUGUUGUGCAGCAAAGAUAAAACCUAUGACAUGAAAAUAGCAGAUACCUCAAAUAUGCUGCUGUUUGUUCCUGGCUGCAAAACUCCAGAACAGCUGAAUGCAGAUCAAGCAUCUUGUAAUAUUAUUCAUUCACAGAUCGCUGGUUUCUCCAAUAACUAUUGGGAAUUAAGGAGAUGCCGACCAAAACUGAAGAAACUGAGAAAGCUUUUAAUGGAAGAUCCCUAUGGAGGGCCAGAUAGUCGGAAAGACCAGGCUUCGACAUUUUCAAAGUAUACAACAGAAGAUUUGUUAAGUCUGAUUCAAGCAAGCAAAGAAGAAAUACUGCACCAUUUGCAGGUGAUAGAUGCCUGCAAAAUUGAAGGAUAUUGGAGAAUUCUGGAAUUUGACUAUGAGAUGAAACUCCUGAAUCAUGUGAUUCAGCUAAUAGACUCAGAGUCCUGGUCUUUAAAGAAGGUUCCUUUACAUACCUGCCUGGAGGAACUUGGAUCUCUAGAGCCCAAAGAGAUGAUAGAACACAUUCUUCUAAGCUAUGGAAGGAAAUAUUUUGACCAUGCAGGGGAAGUUUACUUUGAGAUGCAUGAAGAUAAAAUAUGCAGAGCCAUAGCACAAAUGCUUUUGCAAAAUGCGGUUAAAUUCAAUUUAUCAGAGUUUCAAGAAGUCUGGCAACAAAGUGUCCCUGAAGGGAUGACAACAAGGCUUGAUCAGCUUCAGGGCUUGGCUCUUGUGGAUAGAAGCUCAAGACCAGAGACCAUCUUUCUGCUAAAAGUAGAAGACUUACCUGAAGGAAAUCAGGAAAGAUUCAACAGCUUAUUCAGCAUACGGGAAAAGUGGACAGAACCGGAUAUUACCCCUUAUAUACAAGACUUGUGUGCAGAGAAGCAGACCACUGGGGUUCUUCUGACAAAAUAUGCUCGCUGCUCAAUGCAGAAUGGUGUUAAAGUUUAUAAUUCUAGAAGACCCAUCUCCUAACAAGUACUGUUUUAAGAACUGAGAAUACUGAAUGGAGUAACAGCAAAUGUUACUUGUUACCUUCUUAGGAAAGGAGUUGUCAACCAGUAUCAUACAAUGUUCUUGAGUUUAAGCUGCUAAGCUUCUUGAAUGAAUUCUGCGUUCUGCUCAGCUGAGUAGAAUGCAAGGACAUUUGCCUCUUCUAAGAAACUACAGUGUCAGCAGCCUUUGCCCUCUCCUUCCCUUGUUUCCCCUUCUGUUUCCUUUCUGUCUGUAGUUGUGCCAGGAGUUGAACUACUUACAUAUACUUCA
Neopsephotus bourkii (Bourke's parrot) is the source of this 1545-nucleotide messenger RNA. RefSeq names its product DNA replication and sister chromatid cohesion 1 (gene DSCC1). The transcript has 9 exons. The record is from RefSeq and is a predicted model, not a curated record. The coding region runs from base 82 to 1254 and encodes 390 amino acids. Gene Ontology annotation, cellular component: chromosome, centromeric region; nucleus; chromatin. NCBI's taxonomy places the organism in Eukaryota, Metazoa, Chordata, Aves, Psittaciformes, Psittacidae. Gene Ontology annotation, biological process: mitotic sister chromatid cohesion; maintenance of mitotic sister chromatid cohesion.